CUUUAAUAAAGCAUUAAUUGUUGCUUGAGCAGUCACAUAAAUGUGCAGCGCUGACCUUAGACGUUGACACCACUGACACUAUAGCGCAGAUGGCACAGAGAUCGCAAUCAUCAACAGCGACUGCGUGGGCGUCACCGUUGGCAUAGCAACAACCGUCUUGCAAACAAAACAAAAUCGGCGGCCGUCGCGACGGCAUCAAAACUCACAAGCGCUGGACUCGCGGCAAGAGAGAUCGCCGAACCACGGCCUUUAUGUUUUCAGUUUUGUUUCAAUGUAAAUUAAAAUUUUGCUAUCAGUUGUACAGGUGCGGUGAAUGGGUGAUGACCAUACAGUUUGUAAUGACCGACAUUUUAGCCUUAAUUUGAAACUCUCUACCCAGCUCGCCGUUUUCAAAUGUCGGUUUCGUUGUGAUUUCACUGUAUUUUGCCAUCGGAAUUUCGUCGGCGGAAGAAAUGAGAUAAGCCUUGCGACAUAGAUGACCUUACUGUGAUAGAACUACUUAACUAAACAAUUUUGAAAGGAUGCAGUUGUUAGUAUAAUCCCGAAGCUUGUCCCGUCAAAAUGGCCAACGAACAAAAAAACAACGCAAACCAAGUGAUCAAAUUAGUGAUUGAAGUGAUCGGGUUUCUUUUGUAUUCUUUGGCAUUGAUUAUAGUGGCUGUAUACAAAACGUGCCUACCUUCGGCUUAUCAAUAUAGAAAAAAUAUUACCGGUGAUAUUGCGCUUGUGACAGGGGGCGGAGGAGGGCUAGGACGUUUGUUGGCCCUUAGGUUGGCCAAAUUAGGAGCUACUGUUGUGUUAUGGGAUGUUAAUGUUAAAGGUGUAGAAGAAACCGUAGGUUUAGUUAAGGGCAUAGGCGGGAAAGCUUAUGGAUACAAAUGUGAUUUAUCUGAUAAAGAAGAUGUAUACAGGGUAGCGAAAAAGACGCAACAAGAAGUUGGAGAUGUAACAAUUUUACUAAAUAAUGCGGGAGUCGUGUCAGGCCAGUCGUUACUAGACACGCCAGAUAUUUUAAUAAAACGUACAUUUGAUGUGAAUGUAAUUGCUCAUUUUUGGACUGUGAAAGCUUUCUUGCCAAAAAUGAUAGAAAAGGACCACGGCCAUAUUGUUACCAUAGCCUCUCUUGCCGGCCAUCUUGGCGUGAACAAACUCGUCGAUUAUUGCUCCUCGAAAUACGCUGCCGUGGGUUUCGAUGAAGCCCUCAAGGCAGAACUGGACGCACAAGGCGUCAAAGGAGUAAAGACUACAGUGAUUUGUCCCUAUUUCAUUCAACAAACUGGGAUGUUUGACAACGUUAACUCGAAAUUUUUCCCCAAAUUGAAAGCCAACGACGUAGCCGAUAAGACGAUCGAAGCAUUGAGGAAAGAAUACAAUGUUGUUAUCUUGCCUGGUUAUUUGAGGUGGCUCUUGCCAUUGAAACUAAUUAUGCCAUGGUCUGUCGUGUCGAAUUUUUUGAACAAUAUGUUACCAGAUGCCUCACCACAUCACCAACCCACACCGAUAGUACAAAUCGAGGAAUCAGAAGAAUCUUUGCCUCACAAAAUCGUUAAUAGUGUCAGUGCCUCAGUUUCACAAACUAAACCUAGUUUAGAUAAACAAGGGAAAGACCUGUAAACACAUUAUUUGAUAAGAC
This is a messenger RNA of Psylliodes chrysocephalus, 1633 nucleotides long. The record is from the annotation of a GenBank genome assembly. NCBI's taxonomy places the organism in Eukaryota, Metazoa, Arthropoda, Insecta, Coleoptera, Chrysomelidae.